Messenger RNA from Neogale vison (American mink), 2461 nucleotides. RefSeq names its product nitric oxide associated 1 (gene NOA1). The record is from RefSeq and is a predicted model, not a curated record. Bases 29 to 2131 code for a protein of 700 amino acids. The transcript is spliced from 7 exons. Lineage: Eukaryota; Metazoa; Chordata; Mammalia; Carnivora; Mustelidae. Gene Ontology annotation, molecular function: GTP binding.
CGCCCCUUUACCCGGGGUCGCGUUCCCCAUGCUGUCUACACGCUUCAGCCGCCUGGUGCUCUGGCCCUUCUUGCGGGGAUCCGCUCCCACCGUAGCGCACCAUGUCCCUCGGGAGCCCCUUCUCCAGAGAUGUGCGGCCGCCUCCUCCUCCCAGCACCCAUCAGGCCUGGGACAUAGGCUUUCCAGUGGCUCAACGGCGACUGGGGGUUACGAAGGGAGGACUGACAUGGAGGAGCAUUUUCUGUUCCCCGAGUACGUCCCAGAGCCCGAGCCCGCGCCGAACCUCGAAGAACAGCUGCGAGAGCUGCAGCAGCGGCAGGAGGAGGAGGAGCGACAGAAGCAGCAGGAGCGACAGAAGCAGCAGCGGCGGGACGAGCGGCAGCAGCAAAAGGUAGCCGGCAGUCGGGUACACCCGGUCGUGGGACACCCGGACCCAACGGUGCGGCCCAGCGGCCUGAACUGCUCGGGCUGCGGAGCGGAGCUGCACUGCCAGGACCCCGGCGUGCCCGGCUACCUGCCCAGCGAGAAGUUCCUCAGCGCGGCGGCGCAGACCGACGGCGGGCUGGCGCGAACUGUGUGUCAGCGCUGCUGGCUGCUGGUGCACCACCGGCGCGCCCUGCGCGUGCAGAUGAGCCGCGAGCAGUAUCGGGAGCUGGUGAGCGCGGCGCUGCGACGCCCCGGGCCCGCCCUGGUGCUCUACAUGGUGGACCUGCUCGAUCUGCCCGACGUCCUGCUGCCCGACCUGCCCGCGCUGGUGGGCCCCAGGCAGCUAAUCGUGCUGGGGAACAAGGUGGAUCUGCUGCCCCAGGACGCGCCGGGCUACCUGCAGCGGCUGCGGGAGCGACUGUGGGACGACUGUACCCGCGCGGGGCUCCUGCGGUCCUGUGGCCCCCGAGGGCCCCAGCACGCCGGCGAGGACCGGCAGCAAGACUGGACGGAGAAUUCGAAUACUUCCACCAGGCCCCGCACGGUGCUCAGGGAUGUGCGGCUCAUUAGCGCCAAGACUGGCUACGGCGUGGAAGAACUGAUCACAGCGCUUCAGCGCUCCUGGCGUUACCGCGGCGACGUGUACUUGGUUGGCGCCACCAACGCUGGCAAGUCCACUCUGUUUAACACGCUCCUAGAAUCCGAUUACUGCAUCGCCAAGGGCGCUGAAGCUAUCGACAGAGCCACCAUCUCCCCUUGGCCUGGUACCACAUUAAACCUUCUGAAGUUUCCUAUUUGCAACCCAACACCUUACAGGAUGUUUGAAAGACAAAAAAGGCUUGAAAAAACUGCAGCUGAGGCUGAAGAAGAUCUUAGUCAGCAAGAACAACAUCAACUUAAUCACCUGAAAAAGCAUGGUUAUGUAGUAGGAAGAGUUAGAAGAACAUUCUUAUAUUCAGAAGAACGGAAAGAGGAAGCCACCUUUGAGUUUGAUGCUGAUGCACUUGCCUUUGACAUGGAAAAUGAACCUGUUGUGGUUCCAGAUAAAUCCACCAAACGAGUAGAAUUGACCCCGCAAGAUGUGAAAGAUGCCCACUGGUUUCAUGACACCCCUGGAAUUAUAAAAGAAAAUUGUAUUUUAAGCCUUCUAACAGAAAAAGAAGUAAAUACUGUUUUGCCGACACAUUCCAUUGUUCCACGAACUUUUGUGCUUAAACCAGGAAUGGUUCUAUUUUUGGGUGCCAUAGGCCGCAUAGAUUUUCUGCAGGGAAAUGAGUCGGCUUGGUUUACAGUUGUGGCUUCCAACCUCCUCCCUGUGCAUAUUACUUCCUUGGACAGGGCAGAUACGGUGUAUCAGAAGCAUGCCGGUCAUACAUUACUCAAGGUUCCAAUGGGUGGAGAAGAACGAAUGGCAGAAUUUCCUCCUCUUGUUGGUGAAGACAUUACAUUAAAAGAAGGACUUGGGGAAUCUAAAGCAGUGGCGGACAUCAAGUUUUCUUCUGCAGGCUGGGUUGCAGUAACAGCUCAACUGAAGGACAGACUGCAUCUCCGAGGCUACACACCUCAAGGAACGGUUCUGACUGUCCGGCCCCCUCUCUUGCCGCAUAUCGUUAACAUCAAAGGAGAGCGCCUCAGGAGAAGCGUGGCCUAUAAAACCAAGAAGCCUCCUUCCCUUGUGUACAAUCUGCAGAAGAAGAAAAAAUAGAUAAAUAGUUGAUGUUGAUCUUGUUCACACUGAAUUUUAACAUACUAGACAUAACUACAUACAUUGAAUUGUAUUAAAUAUAACUAUAAUAUAGCUCUCUUUGCUCCCACCCUUUUUAAAACCACCUAGGACUGUGCCUGUUUGUAAUGUACUGGAUUUGUAAAAAUAAGUUAUUUUUUUGUAAGGAAUGUAUAUGUAUGUAUUUGAGACCCAAAAAUACCUAAAAAGAAGUUCAGCUAUGUUCAGUUUUCUCACACCAUUUAUUUAUUAAGACCAGUUGUUGGGGCGCCUGGCUGGCUCAGUCAGAAAAGCAUACAACUCUUGACCUCG